CCUAAAAAGAAAUCUCAACUCCUGGAUGUGACGGUCGCGCGCUACCGAGGACGUUCCGUUUGACCCAAAGAUGUGCGGGCUCCAACUCUACACGUCCCGUGGAUUUCACUUCCUGUCACGCUUUUAAGUGGCUUCUUCUUGUUUUUGUAGUCGUUUUCCAAAAAGUUUUCUCUUUUGGUUCCUCUCUUUUUCCCCGGAGGGAAGAAGGAGAUCCAUCCAUGCUCGGAGCCCGCAGCGCGGGGCUCGGAGCUCGGCUCGAUCCGCGGCGGAUGUGAGUUAGUUUUGGCCGCGAUUAACAAAUACAAAAACAGCGGCGAUGCGGCGUUAAAGUGAGGAAUACAAUUUGAGGAAGAAGCCGGAGUGAUGAAAAUGACCGGAGCCAUGGAAACUUCUUUCAAACUGGCUUUGAAGAAACCGCCCCCGCUGCGGAGCGCAGAGGACCUGCACGCCAUCUACUGCCACCUCUACCACAUGGACGUCCUCUCUCACCUCAGGGAGCAUCAGCUACGGGCGAUGUGCACCUCGGCCAGGUACGAGCGCCACGAGGCCAACCACAUCCUCUUCUACGCUGACAGCACGGCGACCUGCUGGUACAUCCUGCUCUCUGGAUCCGUCUUCGUCAAGGAGCACAUGUACCUGGCGAGGUGCUGCUUCGGCAGGCAGCUGGCGGGGAGGCGAGGCUGUGAAUGCAUCACUUUGGAGCCGUCAGAGAUGAUCGUGGUGGAUAACGGCAGCGAGGCGGACGACGGGUUCCUGCAGCGGGACGGGUCCCAGCGGAGGUCUAGGCGGCGCUUCAGGAGAGUCAACCCCCGGGGGGAGCGGGAGCUCAUCACCGACGGCCAGGAGCCUGCCGCAUACAACACGCUUCCUGCCGACCUCAAUAAGAUGCACCUUACAGACCACGCCCAUCAGCAGGUGAUGCACAUGCCUCCCAGCCAAUCAGGAUGCAGCAUCGCCAGCGACUCGGGCAGUAGCAGCCUGUCAGACAUUUACCAGGCCACGGAGAGCGAGCUGGGGGACGUGGACCUGUCCGGGCUCCCGGAGGCGGCGGUGGACAGCGAGGAAGAGGAGGAGGAGGACGAGGACCUGGAGAGGGCUUCGGACACCCUCCUGGGCCGAGACCUGGUCCGCGAGUGUCUGGAGAAAGAACCGGCAGACCGCAACGACGACGACAUUGAGCAACUCCUGGAGUUCAUGCACCAGCUGCCGGCCUUCGCCAACAUGACCAUGUCCGUGAGGAGAGACCUGUGCGGCGUCAUGGUGUUUGAGGUGGUGGAGCAGGCCGGCACCGUCAUUCUGCACGACAAGCAGGAGCUGGACCUCUGGUACGUCAUCUUAAACGGGGCUGUGGAGAUCAGCCACCAGGAGCCCAGAGCGGAGACUCUCUGCAUGGGCAACAGCUUCGGCAUCUCGCCCUCUCUGGAGAAGCAGCACAUGAACGGGGAGGUCCGCACCAAGGGGGACGACUGCCAGUUUGUGUGCGUCGCCCAGGAGGACUACUGGCGCAUCCUCAACCACGUGGAGAAGAACACGCACAAGGUGGAGGAGGAGGGCGAGAUCGUGAUGGUGAAGGAGCACCGCGAGCUGGACCGCAGCGGCACCCGCAAGGGACACAUCGUCAUCAAGGGAACCCCGGAGCGCCUGAUCAUGCACCUGGUGGAGGAGCCGUCGGUGGUGGACCCCACCUACAUCGAGGACUUCCUGCUGACCUACAGGACCUUCCUGUCCAACCCCAUGGAGGUCGGGAAGAAGCUGCUGGAGUGGUUCCACAUGGACAGCCUCCGGGACACGGUGACGAGAAUCGUGCUGCUGUGGGUCAACAACCACUUCAACGACUUCGAGGGCGACCCGGCCAUGACGCACUUCCUGGAGGACUUUGAGAAGCAUCUGGAAGCCACGAAGAUGAAGGGGCACCUGCGGCUGCUGAACAUCGCGUGUGCAGCCAAAGCCAAGUGGAGGCAGGUCACGCUGCAGAAGGCCUCCAGGGAGUCGCCGCUGCACUUCAGCGUGCAGGGCGGCAGCGAGAGGGGCUUCGGCAUCUUCGUGGAGUCGGUGGAAGCAGGAAGCAAGGCUGCAGAGGCCGGACUCAAGCGGGGGGAUCAGAUCAUGGAGAUCAACGGUCAAAACUUUGAGAACAUCUCCUUCUCCAAAGCGGUGGACAUCCUGAGAAACAACACGCACCUGUCCCUCACAGCCAAGACCAACAUAUUUGUCUUCAAAGAGCUCCUCAGCAGGGUCGUCCACGAGAAGAAGAACGGCGCUCCUCACAUCCCCAAGAUCCAGGAGAAAAAGGGCAACCGCUUCUCCAUCCCCGACCUACCCGGAGACAUGGAGUUCCCCUCGGACCACAAGAGCACCAGGAAGAUGAAGGCCAACACCGUGUCGGGAGGGCGGAACAAGAUCCGCAAGAUGCUGGAGAAGACGCGCUUCAGCAUACUGCCGCCCAAACCCUUCAGUGAUGGCGGCGUGGGUCAGUCUCAGGACGACAGCAUCGUGGGGACCAAGCAGUGCCGCCACAGCGUGGCCAUCAUGCCCAUCCCCGGGAACCUGUCGUCCAGCAGCCCCGACCUGCUGCACCCGGCCUCCAGCGCGCUGGACUUCUCCAACCCGGCAGCCCUGGGACUCUACUACAUCCCGGACCAGGUGAUCCGGGUGUUCAAGGCCGACCAGCAGAGCUGCUACAUCAUCAUCAGCAAGGACACCACCGCCAAGGACGUGGUGGCCCACGCCGUCAACGAGUUCGGCCUCCCGGCGGCGCCCGAGACCUACUCGCUGUGCGAGGUGUCCGUGAGCCCGGAGGGGGUCAUCAAGCAGCGCCGGCUGCCCGACCAGCUCUCCAAGCUGGCCGACCGCAUCCAGCUCAACGGCAGGUACUACCUGAAGAACAACAUGGAGACGGAGACGCUGUGUUCCGACGAGGACGCUCAGGACCUCCUCAGAGAGAGCCACAUCUCCCUGCUGCAGCUCAGCACCAUGGAGGUCGCCGCCCAGCUCUCCAUGAGGGACUUUGAGCUCUUCAGGAACAUCGAGUCCACGGAGUACGUGGACGACCUGUUCAAACUGGACUCCUCGCUGGGCAGUGGCCACCUGAAGCAGUUCGAGGAGGUAAUAAACCAGGAGACCUUCUGGGUCGCCACGGAGAUCCUCAAGGAGCCCAACGCCCUGAAGAGGAUGAAGACCAUCAAGCACUUCAUCAAGAUCGCGCUGCACUGCAGGGAGUGCAAGAACUUCAACUCCAUGUUCGCUAUCAUCAGCGGCCUGAACCUGGCGCCGGUGGCCCGGCUGCGCAACUCGUGGGAGAAGCUGCCCAGCAAGUACGAGAAGCUGUUCGGGGACCUGCAGGACGUCUUCGACCCCUCCAGGAACAUGGCCAAGUACCGCAACGUCCUGAGCAGCCAGAGCAUGCAGCCGCCCAUCAUCCCGCUGUUCCCCGUGGUCAAGAAGGACCUCACCUUCCUGCAUGAAGGCAAUGACUCCAGCGUGGACGGCCUCGUGAACUUUGAGAAGCUGCGGAUGAUCGCCAAGGAGAUCCGACACGUAGUGCGGCUGACCUCAGCCAACAUGGACCCGGCCCUCAUGUUCAGACAGAGGAAGAAGAGGUGGAAGAGUUUAGGGUCUCUGAGUCAGGGCAGCACCAACUCCAACAUGCUGGACGUGCAGGGCGGCGCCCACAAGAAGCGAGUGCGCCGCAGCUCGCUGCUCAACGCCAAGAAGCUGUACGAAGACGCCCAGAUGGCCAGGAAGGUGAAGCAGUACCUGUCCAACCUGACGGUGGAGAUCGACGAGGAGAAGCACCAGGUCAUGUCCCUGCAGUGCGAGGCCUCCUACAGCACCUUGUCUAAGAACCUGAGUGACAGACGGUCCACCAAGUCGGACAUGUCUCCGGUGUCCCUGCGAGCCACUCUGCCUUUAGGGAAGACGCAGAACCGGGUGUCUCAAGUCCUUCAGGUCCAGGUCCCUCUGAACCCGCUACGGAAGAAGAGCACGGCCAGCAAGGAGAUGGGCCCUUCUAACACCAGCUCUCCUCAGGUGGUGAAGAAGCCCCCCGUGAUGAUCUCGUCAGAGGAGUGGAGCUCCAAGAGGCCGUCUGACGACAGCGUGUCCAUGAUCUCCUCCCUUCAGUCCAGCCCCACGGUGUCUCCUCAGGGCUCCCCGCGCAAAGUGGGGGGCGUGGCCAAGUCCCAGAACUGCAGCCAGAUGAACCUGUCGGGAUCUUCGUCGUCUCUGACCAGCGACGCCGGCGCCAAGGCCGUCGCCGUCGCCGUCGCGCCGCGCAACUACGGAAUAGGUUACGGCCUCCUGCCGCCCGGCGGCAGAGCGGAUAACCUGUCGGACUCCAGCCACAGCGAGAUCUCGUCCCGCUCCAGCGUCUGCUCGGGGGACUCCGUGCCCGCUCCCGUUACCGCGGCAACCGCUGCCGGCACGCGCGCUCCCGCCCCGGUCGCCGAGAGCUCGCCGGCGACGCACGCGCACCUAAACUGCGACGGCCUCCCGCCCGGCACGAGUUCCUCGGCGGCGGCCCGCGGCUACGCCACGCGCGCCCCCGCCUUCACCCCCUCCAUCUCCACGGAGGAGCUGACCCCGGACCACGCCUCGCUGGACUCCGUGGCCGACAGCGGGCGCGGCAGCUGGACCUCCUGCUCGUCCACCUCCCACGACUCCUUCCAGAGCCUCCCGCGUCCUUGCCGGCCCUGGGACCACGGCAUCCACGGCCACCCGCUGGCGCCCGGCGCCUUCAGGCACGCGCAGCCUCCCAUCGCCGAGGUGGAGGCCGCGGGUCCCGCCUGGGCCGGCGAGGACGCCGCCGCCGCCGCCGCCAGGCACCACUCCAGGAACUCCAGCUCGGACCUGUCCAGCCAGUCGCGGCGCAGCUGGGCGUCGUCCGGCUCGCUGUCGGACGCCUACGAGGGGAACUACGGCACCGUAAAGCGGCGGAACGCCGCGGAGCACCCGCCCUCGCCCGCAGAGGAGGAAGGAGGCCAGAGCGCCGACCCCGCCUACAAGACGGUGACGUCCAGCACGGAGAAAGGCCUGAUAGUGUAUUGUGUCACGUCCCCCACCAAGGACGAGCGUUACCGAGCUCCCCCUCCCACCCCUCCAGGCUACCAGGGUCUGGCUCUGGGGGAUCUGGGCCUCGCGGACGGGGUCCCCCUGCCCAGGCCCCCCCACCUCAGACCCCCGGACUACAGCGUGGCCCUGCAGAGGAGCAAGCUCCUGCAGAGCCCCGGGGGGGCCGGCGGUCUGGCUGAGGCUCGGCGGCUGGCCGUUAACCAACACCACCUCCUCCACCACCACCACCACCACCACCCCCACCUCCAGCACCCCCACCCCCACCUCCUCCAGCAGGACCCCCGCACAGCCGGCUCCACGCAGAGCAGCUCCAGACCGCCCAGCAUCUGCCUCCCGCCGCGGGAGCCGGCCGACAGCGAGGACGAUGAGCAAGUGUCGGCGGUGUGAAGAUGGCGGCCUCUCGCACACACACACACACA
Messenger RNA from Gasterosteus aculeatus aculeatus (three-spined stickleback), 5489 nucleotides. It is a transcript of the gene rapgef6, whose product is annotated as Rap guanine nucleotide exchange factor (GEF) 6. The record is from RefSeq and is a predicted model, not a curated record. Gene Ontology annotation, biological process: small GTPase-mediated signal transduction. NCBI's taxonomy places the organism in Eukaryota, Metazoa, Chordata, Actinopteri, Perciformes, Gasterosteidae. Gene Ontology annotation, molecular function: guanyl-nucleotide exchange factor activity; protein binding.